Dunckerocampus dactyliophorus (ringed pipefish) is the source of this 668-nucleotide messenger RNA. It is a transcript of the gene ndufs4, whose product is annotated as NADH:ubiquinone oxidoreductase subunit S4. The record is from RefSeq and is a predicted model, not a curated record. The coding region runs from base 17 to 550 and encodes 177 amino acids. Gene Ontology annotation, biological process: electron transport chain. The transcript has 5 exons. Lineage: Eukaryota; Metazoa; Chordata; Actinopteri; Syngnathiformes; Syngnathidae.
CUUUCGCGGCCGCCGUAUGUCGUUGAUGACAACAAACAUGGCGUCCUCAAUGUCACUUGUCGGACUGGGACGCUUAUGUGUGAUCAAUGCGGCUUCUAAAAUGUUCAUGAGCCCCCUAAGGUCUACAAGCACGUCAACACAGAGGCUGGCAGAGAGAGCAGGACAAGACACGCAGCUUAUUACAGUUGAUGAGAAAUUGGACAUCAGCCCUGUGACCGGAGUGCCGGAGGAGCAUGUCAAAACACGCAAAGUUCACAUCUUUGUGCCCGCCAGAACAGCCAUGCAGUCUGGAGUCAACACCACCAAGAAGUGGAAGAUGGACUUUGACACCAGAGAGCGUUGGGAGAAUCCACUGAUGGGCUGGGCCUCAACUGCUGAUCCGUUAUCCAACAUGUUGCUCAGUUUCUCCUCCAAAGAAGACGCCAUUGCCUUUGCGGAGAAAAACGGUUGGAGCUACGAUAUCACAGAGAAACGGACCUCCAAGCCUCGCGUCAAAUCCUACGGAGCCAACUUCUCCUGGGAUAAGAGGACCCGAAGGUCUGCUAAGUAAACUCAAGACUCAUCCAUUAGUCGCUGUGACCUUCCAUUGUCCCGCAGCGGACCUGUACAAUUCCUGUCAAUAAAUGCUUAAUCACACGUUUAAACCAAAACCUUGCAGUCAUUAUCAC